Paramuricea clavata is the source of this 620-nucleotide messenger RNA. The record is from the annotation of a GenBank genome assembly. NCBI's taxonomy places the organism in Eukaryota, Metazoa, Cnidaria, Anthozoa, Malacalcyonacea, Plexauridae.
AUGUCACAUAUUCGACGUGAACUGGAAGGAAAAUACAAGAUUGAUCGCGCUGUCUGUUGGUUGGAUUCAGAGAUUGCCCUGUGGUGGAUUGGGACUGGAAAAGAGUAUAAACUGUUUAUUCAAAAUCGUGUUGUAGAAUUUAGGAAGUUAAUGGAUCCGAAAUCGUGGCGUCAUGUGCCAACCGACCAGAAUCCCGCGGAUGUUCUUUCUCGUGGUUCACUUGGAUCGGAAUUGAAAGAAAUGCGUAGUUGGUGGUGUGGUCCGGACUUCCUGCAAGGUGACGAAUCUGGCUGGCGCCGAAGAAUUUCAAGUUUCAAGGGGAUAAUUUCGUAGAUCAAUUGCUCGAAUUUGAAGAAGUACAAUCUGUGUCUACAACCUUGGUUCAGGAUGAGAAGUCAACUAUUGGCGAGUUAAUCGACUGUCAGAAUUACAGCGAUUUUGAGAAACUCAUUCGUGUCACCUACUACGUGGUUCGCUUCGUAAAAAUUGUGCGGAAAAUGAAAGAACACCGACCAUCAACCUUGGAGCUAGACGAAAUCGAAUUGUCCGAAGCAGAAAUUUUGUGGAUAAAAGACGCCCAGAGAUACUUUCCAGCAGAGCCUAAUUUCAACUCUAUGUGA